UCUCUCUGUCUCAUAUUACUGGCAGGUGAACAUGUCCUGUCACAGAAGCUGCUGCUGCUGCUGCCGCCGCCGCUGCCCGUGCACAUGCCGCCUCGGCGCUAUUAACCUGCCCGAACCAUGCACCCCUAUGGACCCUGCCUCCUGACGCCGCCAUGCUCGGCGCACCCGGCGGCGACCGCGACGACGACGGCGGGGCGCAGGACGCGCGCGGCGGCCCGGCCGACGCGCCCUCCUCGCCGAGGGGGCUCGUGCUCGCAUGCGCCGACCUCCUGCACCGCGGCGACGUCGACGGCGCCCGGCGCGUGGCCGACAUGCUCCUCUCGGGCGCCGACCCACGCGGCGACGCGGCCGACCGCCUCGCACAGCACUUCGCCCGCGUGCUCGCUCGCCGCAUCGACGACAAGGCCGGGGACGCGCCAACUGCCGGGGGCGCGGCUCCGGCCCCUGCGCCGUCGGCGUACCUGGCGUACAACAAGAUCGCGCCGUUCUUGCGGUUCGCGCACCUGACGGCGAACCAGGCGAUUCUGGAUGCCGCCGCCAUCGGCGGCGCGCGGCGCGUGCACAUCGUGGACCUCGAUGCCGCGUACGGCGUGCAGUGGCCGCCGCUCCUGCAGGCCAUCGCCGACGGCGCGGACCCCGCUGUUGGCCCGCCCGAGGUCCGUAUCACCGGCGCCGGUCCCGACCACGACGCGCUCCUCCGCACCGGCGACCGCCUCCGCGCCUUCUCCAGCUCCAUCAACCUCCCCUUCCGCUUCCGCCCGCUCCUGCUCCCCUGCACCGCGCAGCUCGCCGCCGACCGCUCCAUCGGCCUGGAGUUGCACCCGGACGAGACGCUGGCCGUCAACUGCGUGCUGUUCUUGCACAAGCUCGGCGGCGAGGGCGAGGUCGCCAAGUUCCUGAGAUGGGUCAAAUCCAUGAAUCCCACCGUGGUGACCAUCGCCGAGAGGGAAGCGAGCAUCGGUAGCGACUGCCCAGACGAGCUGCCGCGGCGGGUGGCCGCGGCAAUGGACUACUACUCGGCAGUGUUCGACGCCCUUGAAGCGACGGUGCCGCCGGGCAGCGCGGACCGUCUCGCGGUGGAGAACGAGAUCCUCGCCCAAGAGAUCGAAACGGCAGUGGCGCCGGGGCGCACGGGCGGGCGGGCCCGGGUGUUCGAGGCGUGGGCCACCGUCGCGCGCGCCGCCGGGCUCUCGCCGCGGCCGCUCAGCACGUUCGCGGUGUCGCAGGCGCGGCUGCUGCUGCGGUUGCACUACCCGUCGGAGGGGUACGUCGUCGAGGAGGCGCGCGGCGCGUGCUUCCUCGGCUGGCAGACGCGGCCGCUCAUGUCGGUCUCGUCGUGGCAGUAGACCAUCAGGUUAGUGGUGUUCGACCUAGCUUGGCAUGCGCGCCCUGCUCCAUUGAUGGCUUCUUUCUCCCUACCUAAGCUGGCCACCUGCACCACCAAAUUGCCGCAAGCAAUGGCACUCGGUGCAGCUGGAUCGAGGCCAGCUGAGCUAGCUAGCUGAUCUUGUACGUAGUUAAAGAGAUCGUUUCGGUGAGGUUUUGGAGGGAAGAAGAAGACCUCGCAUGCAUGCAUCCAUGCAAGGAUAUAGGAGAACAUGGUCCUUGCUAGCUGCUUGCCUUCCAUUCCCAUGCAUGGGCAAUGGCGGCUACUCGACCUUGGAAGGUUACUACUUCUGCUGUAGUGCAAUGGACGAAGGAGGAAGAAAAUGAUGCGGUGGUGUGCGUGAUGGACACGUUGCAUGGGAACGCACCAUUGGGAGAUCGUGCAAGGAUCUUCGGCAUCAUUCAAAUGUUCAACUUGGGACAGUUGCAUUAGCUGAUUAGGAGUGGUGCCCUGGACACGGAGAAGAGAUACAAGAAUGUGAUCACAGUGCGUCCAUAAGCAGGCAAUAGGCUUCUGGUAGGCUGCACGCAUUCCUCCCAUUGAUUUGACACGAUGUGGCCACAGCCGAUAUGCAUGCAUGGCUCGACUGUUAAUUGUUUAAAAGACACUCUUAUAUUUGCAUCAAAUAUCGCGCGCCAUGCAUGCAAAAAUAGCAUAAAUGUGUGCAACACCCAUGGAGUUUUUGUGGCGCCCUUUUGCAU
Molecule: messenger RNA, 2088 nt
Organism: Phragmites australis (common reed)
Lineage: Eukaryota; Viridiplantae; Streptophyta; Magnoliopsida; Poales; Poaceae
Product: protein MONOCULM 1-like
Exons: 2
Coding region: 153-1346 (397 amino acids)
Biological process (GO): regulation of DNA-templated transcription; meristem initiation
Cellular component (GO): nucleus
Molecular function (GO): DNA-binding transcription factor activity; sequence-specific DNA binding
Source: RefSeq, a predicted model, not a curated record